Messenger RNA from Daphnia magna, 848 nucleotides. RefSeq lists its product as uncharacterized. Bases 304 to 639 code for a protein of 111 amino acids. The record is from RefSeq and is a predicted model, not a curated record. Lineage: Eukaryota; Metazoa; Arthropoda; Branchiopoda; Diplostraca; Daphniidae. The transcript has 4 exons.
UUCAACAGGGAGAUAACCAGCUUCCUGGCCGUUCUUGUAGAAGGCUAUGUUGGAAACUCUUCCUUGCUUUUGUUCACUUGUGACUGCGCCUCAAUUGUCUCCGGUACCUCACUUGUUUUACUGACGGCUAGUCAAUUGCUACGUGACACUCUCUCAUCCCACAUUUUGGAAGAAGCAAGCCCCAGUCGAGGCCUUAACCAGGUUAACAAAUCACAGUUUGAUUGCAACAGCUCUAAACGUAAACUGAAAACAGAAUCUUAUCGUUGUUUCAUCGCUCUAGGCCUUUUGACCAACUGCUUCAAAAUGAAAGCUGAGUUUAUAUGUUUUGCCUUGAUUUUUGCUCUGAUGCUGGAUACGUCCACUGCAGUGCCGUUUGCCGGUAAGUCCAGGACACGACGAGACGCACCUCCAUACGGAUGCAAGAGCUGGUGGCGAAUACGUCAGGGUAGCACGUGCUGGGAAUCGGCUAGAAUUUGUGGAAUCGACCUGAAUACCCUUUACCGUUACAAUGGAGUUUUGGAAGGUGGUAGGGCCUGCAAUUAUUUGAAAAUUGGAAAUUUUCUUUGCUGCGAAUAUGGAACGAAAGAGUCCGAGGAAUAUAAUUACGGUUAUUCGUACGGAGUGUAUGGUGGAUGGUGAAAUCUCACUGAAUGAACUUCAAAUCCAUUCGAAACAGCAUAACGUCUUUUGAAUAAUUCACGUUUUUUUUUCUGGAUUACACUAGAAAAGUAACCUGUGAACUAACCUAUUUUGGGGAUUCAAAUACUAGUAAUGGUGAAUGUAUAUUUCUAUUGCUUUACUGAUGUUGAAGUUUAUUACAAUUUCUAAAUAAAAUUCUCUUCCAUAUA